Messenger RNA from Talaromyces rugulosus, 1530 nucleotides. RefSeq lists its product as uncharacterized. The record is from RefSeq and is a predicted model, not a curated record. Gene Ontology annotation, molecular function: FAD binding. Bases 1 to 1530 code for a protein of 509 amino acids. NCBI's taxonomy places the organism in Eukaryota, Fungi, Ascomycota, Eurotiomycetes, Eurotiales, Trichocomaceae. The transcript is spliced from 6 exons.
AUGGAAGAGACAACCGUUGAUUUGGCCGUUGUUGGCGGUGGCCCAACUGGAAUGUUGACCGCCCUUCUAGCGAAGCGAAUGGGUGCUUCAGUCUGCGUGCUCGACGGAAAGCCUCGGGCCCUUCGACUCGGCAGAGCUGAUGCGCUGAACGCCCGGUCGCAGCAGUAUCUCCAGAUUGUAGGCAUUUUGGAGACCCUUAGCAGCCAGGGCCUCAAGUGCAAUACUAGCUCCAUUUUUGCAGAUGGAAAGUUCACCUCCCGUCAAAGCCACUGGUGGGAGAAGCUUGAACACGUCCUGCACAAGAACUUUUUAAUGAUUGGCCAACCGGUCGUCGAACAGAUCCUUGCUGCUGAGCUUGGGGACUCGAUCGUGUUCAGCGAACCGGUCGAGUCUGUUCGCGAGAACGAAAAGGGCGUUGAUGUGUAUGCCAUAUCCGGCCACAUAGUGCACGCUACGUAUUGCGUUGCUGCUGAUGGCGCCCGGUCUGCCACGCGUCAGGCUUUGGACAUUCCAUUCAAGGGCACGAAGCCCGAGAUGACCUGGGCUGUCCUGGAUACGUUUAUGGAUAGUGACUUCCCUCGCUGCCCCGAGAUCAUUACCUUUGAGCUCAACGGCGAAUCGCGCGUAGCAUGGAUUCCCCGAGAGCGUGAUAUGUGCCGUUUCUACAUCCUGCUGGACGGCGAGAUCAACGAGGAGAGGUCCAAGGAGUCGAUCAAGAAACACCUGGCCCCAUAUCGUGUUGAAUUUACCAAGAAGGAAUGGUUUAGUACCUUUGAAGUCAAGGAACGAGUUGCCGAGACGUUUAUCUCCCGUAAUGGUAGCGGAAGGAUUAUCCUGGCCGGUGAUGCUGCUCACUGUCACUCAGUCAACGGUGGUCAAGGGCUUAACACCGGCCUCGCUGACGCCUUCGGCCUCGGAUGGCGGAUGGCCUACAUUCUCAAGCACGGCGACAGGUUAGCCCCUGGCGCGGCUCAGAAGAUCCUCCAGAGUUUCGAUGUGGAGCGUCGCAAGGUGGCUGAAAACGUCGUUGCCGUCGCUGCCCGGCUGGUCCGAGACACCAAGCACGAGGCAUCUCAAUACGUCGGCAACGUCGAGAAGAAUGCCGCGUACAUCACUGGUAUGGGUAUUACCUACGACGACCUGCAGUCGCCGGUCAUCCGCGAGUCGGAAACCGGCCUGUGGAAGGCCGGCUGCCCAUGCCCGGACUUUGAGGUUAAGGUCCCUGGAAGUACUGAAGAUGGCAAGUGGUUCUACCAGGUAGUUGAAUAUGGCAAGUUCCGCGUGCUGGUGUCUGGCGACCACGGUGGUAACUUUGGUAAAUUCAACGACCUCGUGGCAUGGCAUAAGCUCGUCCCCAACGUGGACGGCCAGCAGUCCGAUCUCAACGGUGAGAGUGCGUCUACCUACCUGACUGACAUCGUCAAAUCUGGAGAAGAGUUUGCUGUUGUCGUUCGCCCGGACAUGUACCUGGCUUACGCUGGCACUGUGACUGGUGCUACCGACUACCUGGCAGAGAUAUUUGCCAACUAG